ACUACGUCCUUCUGAGCUCACUUCCGCCGGCUUGAGUAGGAGCACUAUACCCGUCUCUCACCGCUUUUGUUCUCCCAUUCCCAUCCAGUCGGUGCCGCUGAACGGACGGGAUAGGCUAAAGCCAGUUCGGGAAACCACAAGUAGCCCGGAAUCCACAUGCAAAGCGCCGUCUGCACAGAGGAUACGCGGCACUCCGUAGUUACAUAACUGGACUACUUUUUUUCUUCUUCUAUCACUGUUGGGCUUUUUCACGCUUUUUUUUUUUUGUUGCACCGAAACUGACUUGACUUCCCCGAUCUAGAAACUCAAAAUGGAGAACGACGAUAAAUAUCUCCCCGAGCUGCUGGCGGAGAAGGACAGCCUGGACUCGUCGUUCACGCACGCCAUGAAACUUUUAAACGCAGAAAUUGAUAGAAUCCAGAAAGGCGAGACUAAAAAGGAGGCAGACGCAUACCUGGACCUUUUCACAACAAAGAACAUCAAACUCAAGGAACGGGUGCUCAUACCUGUCAAACAGUACCCAAAGUUCAAUUUCGUGGGGAAGAUCCUGGGACCUCAGGGCAAUACAAUCAAACGUCUGCAGGAAGAGACCGGGGCCAAGAUCUCUGUGCUGGGCAAAGGAUCCAUGAGAGACAAAUCCAAGGAGGAGGGGCUGAGGAAAGGCGGCGAACCCAAGUACGCCCACCUGUCUAUGGAGCUGCACGUCUUCAUCGAGGUGUUUGCCCCCGUGCCAGAGGCCUACCUGCGCAUGGCGCACGCCAUGGAGGAGGUCAAGAAGUUCCUGUUCCCUCCGGUCAUGGAUGAUAUCCCCCUGGAGGAGUUCAUGGAGAUGGGCUACCUGAAUGGAGCCAGGAGGCCACAGGCCGGGGCACCUCCGGUCAGGGGUCGGGGAAUGCCUCCUCGCGGCGCUCCUGCCAGGGGAGGCGUGGCUCGAGGCGGCCCAGCCAGAGGUGGCGCAGUGAGGGGCGUCCCAGCGGGCCGAGGAGGACCCCCGGCGGCACCCGCCAGGGGAGCCUCGGCGCCCCGCACCAGGCCCCCGGCUGCCGGGCCCCCCCAGAGGAUGGCGCAUCCACCCCCCCACCAGCACACCCCCGCUGCAGCCGAUGAGAGCUACGAGGAAUAUGGCUACGACGAGAGCUACACAGACACGGCCUACGAGCCCUACGACAGCUAUUACAGUCAGCCGCAGGCAGAGCCAGAAUACUACGACUACGGACACGGAGAGACCACAGAGUCGUACGAGUCAUACGGCCAGGAUGACUGGAAUGGGACCCAGCGAACAGCUUCAGGGAAGGCCCCUCCCCCCUCCAGAGGUGCCAAGACGCCUUACCGGGAGCACCCAUACCGACAGUACUGAAGCGGACUCGCCACCCUUAACGCGUCGCCCCGACUACCGCCUGUCGCCUGUCUACCACGGCAGCUCUCGCUUUAAGCAGCCCGACAAAAGUAAUUGUCUGUUUUGUCUUUGGUUUGGUCUUUUCCUACACUGGACUUUAUACGAGAGAGAAAAUUGGGAACUGAAAAUCGGAACUGGUUUUUGAGAUUUGACCGCGAACUCCCCUCCCCCACCCCUACUUUGUCACACCAACCAACCAACCAGCCACCAACCCCUCCAACCGACCAACCAACCAACCGACCGACCAACCAAAGCGGCUUUUAGAUGGGUUAGAGAGGAGACGUUGGUGUCCUUUUUUUGUUCUUUUUCAUUUGAAUUUUAAUUUAUUUUGCUGUAUAUUUUUCUCUGACCCUUUUUAACUCCCCUCUGGCUUUUUUUGCAUUGUUGAUCUUUCAUAUAUAUAUAUAUAUUUUUUUCCAACUGUUUGGGAGUAGUCAUUUCUAGUGAAAUUAGGGGUUCAUUAUCCACUUGUCUAAGGAGUCCAUUUUAAUUGUUUUUAAAUACAAAGAAUCUGUCGAGGGUCAGUUGCAGAUUCCCAUUUAGGCUACAUUUCAAAAUUCUGUAAAUAUAGCCAAAUAAAAGACCUUUUUAAAAUUUCAAUUAUGUAAUAUAGACCCCAAAAAAACAAACGAUCCUAAAUUAAGUGAAGGUUAAAGAAUCAAUGUUAAUGGAAUCGGUACAAUUCAUUCUUGAUGAUGGUUUGUUUUUAAAUAGUUCUAAAACGUGGUCCAUUUAGACUUAGGCAAGCAAUAUUUGUCAUUGUACUUAGAGUUUUGAAAUAUAGCCCUAAUAGACACUGUUGAGAUGGACUGUCCUCAUAUCCUCAAUUUGUCACACAUGUUUAAAAAUUAAUUUUAAGACUCUGAAGACAAAAAAAAAAAAAAAAAAAAAAACAUUAACAGUCCAGGUCUUCAUUUUGUGAUCUGAUUGUCUAUAAACUGCAUGCCCAAACUACACAAAGAAGGAUUGGGACACAAAUCUCCACAUGGGUCUUCUCUUUCUACAGAGAAGGGAUCCUGCAGCUCAAUCCGAACUCUUGUACAUAUUUUAAAACAUCCUAACUGUACUUAUUCUGCCACUAGUAUCUGUACCCUCUCCAUUAAAAAAAAUUGCAUUAUGCUACAUGUGUAAGCUUGCCUAAAUAGGUAACUAAAUCUGUCCAAAAGAUGUUUUGCAGCAGUUUGUCAAUAAAGCUUAGUUUGUUUUUUUUAUGAAACUUAA
Molecule: messenger RNA, 2617 nt
Organism: Perca flavescens (yellow perch)
Lineage: Eukaryota; Metazoa; Chordata; Actinopteri; Perciformes; Percidae
Gene: khdrbs1b
Product: KH domain containing, RNA binding, signal transduction associated 1b
Exons: 9
Coding region: 311-1357 (348 amino acids)
Biological process (GO): regulation of alternative mRNA splicing, via spliceosome
Cellular component (GO): nucleus
Molecular function (GO): poly(A) binding; mRNA binding
Source: RefSeq, a predicted model, not a curated record